This is a messenger RNA of Knipowitschia caucasica, 564 nucleotides long. The record is from the annotation of a GenBank genome assembly. NCBI's taxonomy places the organism in Eukaryota, Metazoa, Chordata, Actinopteri, Gobiiformes, Gobiidae.
AUGCCCCCACUCGACCACCAUCCCCCCCCUCGGGGGGGGGGGGGGGGGGGGGGGGGGGGGGGGGGGUGGGGGGGGGGGGGGGGUGGGGGGGGGGGGGGCCCCCACCACAGCUCCCCCGUCCCCCCCGCUCCCACCCCCAUCACCCACCGCCACUACGCCCCGUCCCCACCACCCCCCCCACCUCCCCACCGUGAAGCCCCACAUACCUCCACCCCCCCACCUCCCCCAUUCUCACCCCACCCGCCCUUUCCUCCGUUUACACACCGGCCACCACCCACCUACGACCGGACCCCCCUCCCCCCCCGCCCACUCAUCCCCCCCCCGACCCCCCCCUUAUCUCGAGCCCUCCAAUGCAAACACGGGCCCCACCGGCCCCUGAUCACCCUCCAUCACCUCCCAGUCCUUCACACAAGACACAAUUCCCACACCCCUCCCCCAUCAUCUGCGCUGACCCACCGCGCCCCCCCGCGCCCAGACCUCGACCCCCACAGUCAAUUCCCAGAGGAGGCCGGGGACAUCUCCUCGCCUCCACGGCGACUGAACCUCUCAAAUACAACAACUUAG